AUGGAGGACCCCGAAGAUACGAGCCGGGAUAAUGUGCUUUGGGGCGAUGCCAUGGAGGAGAUAUUCAUCGACAUGCUCUACCAGGACGCGCUUCAAGGUAGAUUAAAGGGCGGAAAGAUAACGUUUAGAGAGCAUGGAGUUUAUGCACAGCGACUCACUGCUGUUGGGAAGAAAGUGUUUGACGGGAACCAGGUCCGUGGAAAAUUGACGAGGUUGAAGGGGAUGCAGCGCUUGUUUACCGAUUUGUUGAGCCAAACUGGUAUGGGCUGGGAUCCCGACACAAAGACAGUUGUCGCGAGUGACGAGUGCUGGGAGAAUGCCAUUAGGGUUAAAUCGAAAUGGGGGAGGUUUCGUACUUUUGGCUGCCAAAGUACGAGGAGCUAUGCACCAUAUUUGCUACCCGCAGAUAGCGACGACGAGCGGCGCCUGGAUGAGGAGAUGCGAGCUCGAGUGCCUCCCGCACUAGGCCAUCGACAGGGAUUGCCCAUUGGCAAUGAUGACUUUAUUGACUUGAUGGGGAUCGGGUCACCUGCAGUGGAUGCCGUGACUGGGUCAUCACGUAGGCCGAAGCCAAGAAAGAAGAGCGAUUUUGAGGUGCAGCUUUCUGAGGCCGUCGAGGAGGUUAAACUGACGCAGAGAGCGAGGCAUAAACGAUAUGAGGAUGCAGAAGCUGUGGCAUCAUCGAAGCGCAGCAAAGAGUCAGAGCCUAGUGAGGGGACCAAUGCGGGGUAUGAUCCGAUUAGUCAUUGUGCGACGUUGCUAAGCGAGCUUUCCCCUCCGUUGGAUCCAUCCCAACUUGUUCGCGCAAUUAAGGAAUUACUGAACCCAGAGAUGCGACAGUUUUUCUUGUCCUUGGAUGCUGCAAGGAGGGACUCUUGGGCCCGUCAUUGUUAA
This is a messenger RNA of Juglans regia (Persian walnut), 894 nucleotides long. RefSeq lists its product as uncharacterized. The coding region runs from base 1 to 894 and encodes 297 amino acids. Lineage: Eukaryota; Viridiplantae; Streptophyta; Magnoliopsida; Fagales; Juglandaceae. The record is from RefSeq and is a predicted model, not a curated record. The transcript is spliced from 3 exons.